Messenger RNA from Abrus precatorius (Indian licorice), 1606 nucleotides. Its product is annotated as UDP-glycosyltransferase 74G1-like. The transcript has 2 exons. Bases 53 to 1438 code for a protein of 461 amino acids. The record is from RefSeq and is a predicted model, not a curated record. Lineage: Eukaryota; Viridiplantae; Streptophyta; Magnoliopsida; Fabales; Fabaceae. Gene Ontology annotation, molecular function: UDP-glycosyltransferase activity.
ACAUUAGUGUCAGCAAGGAGAACACAAGUUGUCAAGUGCAGAAGUCAAAGGAAUGGAGAAGGAAAGGAAAAGCUAUGUAGCUCAUUGUCUGGUCUUACCAUAUCCUGCACAAGGACAUAUCAAUCCUAUGCUUCAAUUCUCCAAGCGUUUGGCGCAGAGAGGAGUGAAGGUUACACUGGUAACUGUUGUGUCCAAUUGGAAAACCAUCUGUGACAAAAACUUCACUUCCAUUGAAGUUGAAAGCAUCUCAGAUGGAUAUGAUGAUGGAGGGCUCGCAGUAGCAGGGAGCUUAGAGGUAUACAUGGAAACCUUUUGGAGAGUUGGACCACAAACUCUUGCUGAGCUUGUUCAGAAGCUUGCAAGCUCAAGCAACCCUGCAGAUUGUGUCAUCUAUGAUGCUUUCUUGCCUUGGGCCCUUGAUGUUGCGAAGAAGUUUGGGCUUCUGGGUGCUUGUUUCUUCACUCAAUCAUGUUCAACAAACAACAUAUACUUCCAUGUUUAUCAGAAGUUGUUGGAGUUACCUCUCUCAAAGCCAGAAUAUUCUCUUCCAGGAUUGCCAACACUAGCACCUGGGGAGUUACCAUCUUUCUUGAAUAAAUAUGGAUCCUAUCCAGAAUACUUUGAUGUAGUUGUGAAUCAAUUUUGCAACAUUGAUAAAGCAGAUUGGGUUCUUGCUAACACAUUUUAUGAGCUUGAGCCAGGGGUUGUGGAUUGGCUGGAGAAUAUUUGGCCAUUAAAGCCAAUAGGACCAUCCAUGCCUUCUAUGUUCUUGGACAAAAGACUUCAAGAUGACAAGGACUAUGGUGCCAGCAUGUUUAAUACAAACUCAGAAGCUUGCAUCAAAUGGCUUGAUGAUAAACCAAAAGGGUCAGUUGUGUAUGUCUCUUUUGGCAGCAUGGCUGGGCUUAGUGAGGAGCAAACGGAGGAACUAGCUUGGGGUUUGAGAGAAAGUGGGAGUUAUUUCAUAUGGGUGGUUAGAGAUUCUGAGAAACGGAAGCUUCCAAAGGAAUUUGUAGACUCAUCAGAGAAAGGUUUAAUGGUCACAUGGUGUCCUCAACUACUAGUCUUAACACAUGAAGCUUUGGGGUGUUUUCUUACACACUGUGGUUGGAACUCCACAUUGGAAGCUGUGAGCUUAGGAGUUCCAUUGAUUGCAAUGCCACUGUGGACAGACCAAAUCACAAAUGCAAAGCUUAUUACCAAUGUGUGGAAGAUAGGAGUCAAAGCUGUUGCUGAUGAGAAAGAGAUAGUUAGAAGAGAAACAAUUAAACAUUGCAUAAAGGAAAUUAUGGAGACUGAAAACGGAAAAGAAAUAAAGAACAAUGCCAUCAAAUGGAAGAAUCUGGCCAAGAUUUAUGUUGAUGAGGGAGGAAGUUCUGAUAAAAAUAUUGCAGAAUUUGUGGCUGCAUUGGCUCAUAGCUGUGCUGCAUUAAAUUAAUGGUGGAGAAAGUUCUAAUAAAAGUAGCGUGAAGCGGCCAAAUUAUGCUAUGAUAAUUCGGCUAGGCGUACGCAUUGUCAGCUUCUUCAAGAUGUAACAAUAAAACAAGGUUGUCCAUUUCAAUUGUUGUGAGAAUCUGAAUUAGUGUGUUUCAAUUGUUUUAUUUAA